Molecule: messenger RNA, 3153 nt
Organism: Venustampulla echinocandica
Lineage: Eukaryota; Fungi; Ascomycota; Leotiomycetes; Helotiales; Pleuroascaceae
Exons: 7
Coding region: 1-3153 (1050 amino acids)
Molecular function (GO): molybdenum ion binding; oxidoreductase activity
Source: RefSeq, a predicted model, not a curated record
AUGUCAACAACCAUACAUCCCAUCACCAUAAUAGACCACCCGGGUUCUUCGCAGGCGGACAUUGAGAAUGAGCCCAACUGGGGAGAUGGUCGCCACCAUAAAAUUGGGUACCGCAAUCGACAAGAUCGCGUUGUAGGAUUAACUCAUCGAGGUGAUGAGAAGCAAGAUGUGGGCGACUUCGAUAGAGAGGCUCUCAAAGACCUUGCGCUGUUGCAUGAUCGUGUCAGAAAAGGCGACCUUGUUAAUUUUCGCGAUGCAAUAACUCAGCAAAAGGCAAGUAGUGGUCACUGCUACUAUCUCCUCGAUUUCCACCUUCGUCACCCAGAUGUUCACUCGGCAGGAUGGCGCUACGUUCUUGAUACCACUGAAGACUGGAUCAAAAACAUCGAAAAUUGGCCAGCAAAUGUACAAAAGAGGGAAGCCGCAAAGAAAGCGCAGAACCUGCAGAACGACGGGCCCAAAACCCCCGAUCUCAAACAAGAGGAUGAUUGGCGGAGAUCGCUCGGGCAGAACAAGCACCAUGGUGCGUAUGCCAGCAAUUCAGAGGGCGACAAAGUGCACCAGGGAGAUAAAGAUCCCAAGAAAGGCGCGAGUGAACGCGAAAAGCUUCAUGGGAAGUACUCAGCGCAGGAAAUAGCGCUACUGCGCAACCUUCGGCAUGAGAAAGAUUAUAUCUACAAUCUGAAACAGAAUAACGGCAAGAGGAAGUCGCCAAUUGGGAAUGGAGAGCAACUUAUUUCAAUAGACGAAGCCGACCAAUUUUCUCCGGACAACUGGAUCCCACGAUCCGAAAAGCUGAUCCGUCUCACAGGCAAGCAUCCAUUGAAUGCGGAGCCGCAGCUCACAGCACUCUUCGAUGCCGGCCUCAUAACGCCGAACUCGUUGCAUUACGUGCGGAACCAUGGACCGGUCCCGCAUUUACUCUGGGAGACUCACGUACUAGAAGUUGAAGGGACGAAUCUUAAACUCAGCAUGGAUGACCUGAAGAGUAACUUCGAGCCUAUUAACAUCCCUGUGGCUUUAGCUUGUGAUGGCAAUAGGAGAAAGGAGCUGAACAUGAUCAAACGCUCUAAAGGCUUUAAUUGGGGCUCAGGGGCGGUAAGUUGUGCGUACUGGAAAGGCCCUUUGCUCAGAGACGUUCUGCUUGCAGCUGGCGUGCCCGAGACGUACCCAGAGGGCAAGCGAUAUUGGGUGAACUUUGAAGGCGCAGAUGAACUCAGCGACGGAAAAUACGCAACCUGCAUACCAUUUGAAUAUGCAUUAGACCGCAGAAAUGAUGUCAUCCUGGCCUACGAGAUGAACGACGUUCCCCUUCCCCCUGAUCAUGGGUAUCCUCUGCGCCUGUUGAUUCCCGGCUAUGUUGGUGGGCGGUGUGUGAAGUGGUUGAAGAGAAUAUGGGUUAGCGAUAGGGAGAAUGAGAGCCAUUAUCACAUCUGGGACAACAGAGUACUACCAAGUUUUAUUACCGAAAAGGACGGAGAUUUUGCGACGACUAUGUUUGCACAUCCGGAUACCCUAUGCAAUGAGCAGAACCUAAAUAGUGUUAUUGUGAAACCAGCUCAGGGUGAGAGAAUUGCUCUUACGAAUGCGAGGAAAGGAAAGACAUACAGGAUCGAAGGAUAUGCUUAUGAUGGCGGUGGACACGAGGUUCAGCGGGUGGAGAUAUCUCUUGAUGGGGGCGAUACUUGGCUUUAUUGCAUAAGGAAGUUCCCAGAGGCUCCUAUCAGACACGGCAACAAGUACUGGACAUGGUUGCAUUGGCACUUGGAUGUGGAAAUCAUACAUUUGCUCCGAGCAAAAAGUGUCAGCGUCCGAUGCUUCAAUGUAUUCAAAAAUACGCAACCCGAGCGUCCUAGCUGGAACAUCAUGGGUAUGAUGAAUAACUGCUGGUAUGUUGUCAUCCCCGAAAUAGUCGAAGAACCCAAUGAUAGCGUUCCCAAUAUCCUCUUCCGCCAUCCUACCGAACCCGGCACCGGCAAUGGAGGUUGGUUAAAGGAAUCUACAGACGUGCAAGUUUCAAAUGCUAAACAAGCCGCUGGGGGGCCCCAGAAGCAGUUUACGCGAGAGGAGAUAGAGAAGCACGAUAAAGAGGGCGACUGCUGGGUUGUGAUUGACGGGAAAGUAUAUGACGCAACCAGCGUCCUAGGCUGGCACCCUGGUGGUGUGACAGCAAUACUGGGACACGCGGGCAAGGUUCAUCAAGAGACGAGCGAUGAAUUCAGCAGUAUCCACGAUGGGUAUGCGUAUCAGAAAUUGAGCGAAUGCAUCUUGGGCAUAAUCACGGACAGAGCCAAGGACUUCAUUAAGACGGCUGCUGAAAAGGUUGCAGAAGAUAAAGCGAAUUCUAGCAGAGGCGACGAAGAUGUUGCAUUACAGAAGCAUAGAUGGGUACCAGUACGGCUCCAAAUGCGUGAAACCAUUUCUAACGAUACCCGCAAAUACACGUUUCGUCUCCCUGACCAUAAAAAGACACUUGGGCUUGCAACCUGCCAACAUAUCCAACUCGGGUUCCACUUCAAAGAUAAAAUGGCCAUCAGGUCCUAUACACCAACCAGGCCAAUAUUUCCCAACGAAGAAGAUGGGACAUUUCAACUCGUGGUCAAGACUUAUUUCCCCGAUGAAAAUCAACCUGGGGGAGCCAUGAGCAACAUUCUCGAUUGCAUGCCGAUUGGAGAAGAGGUCGAUAUCCGGGGCCCAACUGGUGAUAUCAGCUACGAGGGCAAUGGGAAGUUCAAUAUCGAAGGGGAGGAGAGGAACUACAGCCGCGUAACCCUCGUUCUUGGAGGGAGCGGUGUUACCCCUGGAUACCAGCUUAUUUGUCGUAUCCUCCGAGCUAAAGGCGAUACGACUGAACUCAGGGUAAUCGACGCCAACAAGUCCCAGGCUGACAUUCUAUUGAGGGAUGAAAUGGAUAAGCUGCAGGAGGAACAUAAAACGCAGUUCAAGAUCACGCACGUCCUAAGCCACCCUGGGGAUGGCUGGAAAGGGCUGAGCGGUUAUGUGAAUGCCGAUAUCAUUAAGGCAAAUGCGUUUGAGCCGAAGGUGGGAAAUGCGGUCUUUCUGUGUGGGCCACCCGCCAUGAUCCAGCAUGCUGUGUUGCCAGUACUAAAAGAUUGGGGUUACGAAGAGGGAAAUAAUUGCUUUGGUUUCUAG